Messenger RNA from Thermothelomyces thermophilus ATCC 42464, 1038 nucleotides. RefSeq lists its product as uncharacterized. The record is from RefSeq and is a predicted model, not a curated record. Gene Ontology annotation, molecular function: heme binding. The coding region runs from base 1 to 1038 and encodes 345 amino acids. The transcript has a single exon. NCBI's taxonomy places the organism in Eukaryota, Fungi, Ascomycota, Sordariomycetes, Sordariales, Chaetomiaceae.
AUGGCGUUAUUGGGCAUCUCUCUUAUACUCGCCUCUGUCGUUCUUUUCUGCAUGCGUAGACCGGUCUGGCUCCCGGCCAUUUUUGGGGGCGCCCCGCGUCCCCCAAUAGAGCCGCCGUCUCCGGCGAGAUCCGAGUGCGAGUCUGCCGAUCGCGCCUCGGACGCUGAUGCGAUCACGAGAGACGGAUCCGAUCAUGAUUCUAGACGUGCCGAUGGAGAGAAGCCAAACCACAGUCCGAUAUUUUCCCCACCGAUAGUGCAACACCCGGCCCCAGAAUCCGACCAAGGCGGUCGCUCCUCCGAAGAUGGUGAGCAGACCACGCCCAAGGCCUCCGCAGCAACCCCCGACAACCCCGUCCCGGCAUUAGCCCUCUCCGUCCCCGAACCGGCCCCCGCUGCCUUUCAGCCGAAUGGCGCAGACCGUGGGCCUUCGACUGCACCGACGGCAGCGUCGACCCUAAUGCCUCCUCCCCCGCGCCCACCAACCCUCCGCCCUUCACCCCGGGACAACCUCUCACCGUCCCUCGCGCCUCCGCGAGCCCGCAACCUGCCCCUCCCCGCGCGCGGACCGGGCUGCUCGACCCUCGCCCCGCCGCCCACCCACAGCUCCGUGCCCGCCAAGCCUUCGCGUGCCGUCGUCCUGUCGCCGGGCCACUCCCCGCUCGACUGGGCGCGUCUCUCGGGCCACCCGACGGCCGACCUGCGCGGCCUCCCGCCGGGCACCCCGUACCUUCGCGUGACGCCGAGCAUGCUCAAGAAGAUGACGGGGCGGAAGGGCAAGGACGCGUGGAUCGUCCUGGGCGGGCGCGUCUACAACAUAACGCCGUACCUGCCGUUCCACCCCGGGGGCGAGCCCGAGCUGCUGCGAGGUGCGGGCAGAGACGGGACGCGAUUAUUUGGGGAGAUCCACCCAUGGGUGAAUUACGAAGGGAUGCUGGCGGCUUGUUUGGUGGGGAUUUACGUUCCAGAGGAGGAAGGCGGCGAUGUAGGUACGGCAGCGGCCGGGGGCGGUGCAAGGGAUAUGGAGGCUAUGGAUUGA